AUGGAGAUGGCCACAGUGCGCCAGGACGGCGGUGGCAGUGGCGUUGCUUGUGGCGAGAAUCUGACGUGUCCUGAAACCUUCCACCCCCGGGGCUGCCCCAGCGUCGCCGGCCCCUAUAUAGUCCGGCCCAGGGUCCCCGAGCCGCCACAGCCCCCGGCACACUCGUGCCCAGCCCGGCGGCAGCAUGGAGCGGAGCCCACUCGAGUCAAGGUUGGGGACCUGGACAAGGAUGUGGUGCUGAGCUGCAAGGAACCACCCGAGACCUGGCAGCUGAAUGGGGACCCGGACCCCAUGGUGGAGCUGGUGCCAGCUGGGACAGAGCUCACCGUGGUGGGGCUGGACCUGCCGGCCACCGGCAACUACACGUGCUGGGCCCACGGCCGCCUGCUCGACACCACCUUCCUGGCCAUGCGCAGCACCCCGGGUCGCCUCAUCCACCGGCUCUCAGAUGAGCAGGUGAAGGCGGUGUCCUGCCAUGCCGAGUCCUACUGUGGCACCUUCAAAUGCGAGUGGAGAGCCCUGGAGCAUGCCUUCUUCCGCGCCCGCAUCUUCCGCAGUGGUGAGAGCCCCGGGGCCUGGCAGUGCACGGGCCUGGAGCAGCGGGGUCUGGUCAACAUGGACUUUGUGGAGCCCGGCUUCUGCCCCUUUGCCGAGGAGAUGCAGCCUCUGGUGCUGGAGCUGCAGGCGCUGACGAGGCACCACUUAUUCGAAGACUUCAGGCUGCGCCUCUUCCUGCGUGAUAUCGUGCGCCCCGAGCCCCCACAGAACGUGACAGCGUGGCGCGAGGGGCAGCAGCUGCACCUGGCCUGGGCCCCGCCGGCCUCCUGGAGCCACCCGCACUCCUACUUCACCCUGCGCUACCGCCUGCAGUACAAGCACCACGAUGGCUCUAUGGGCAAUCUGCAGCUGGAGACUGUGCAGGAGAUACAGCUGGCAGGGGCUGUGCGCCAGGUGCGCCUCAGCUGCCAGGACCCCUUUGCCAACUCCAGGUGGAGUGCCUGGACACCCUGGAAGGACGUGUGA
Alligator mississippiensis (American alligator) is the source of this 1023-nucleotide messenger RNA. Its product is annotated as interleukin-12 subunit beta. The record is from RefSeq and is a predicted model, not a curated record. The transcript is spliced from 7 exons. Gene Ontology annotation, molecular function: protein binding. NCBI's taxonomy places the organism in Eukaryota, Metazoa, Chordata, Crocodylia, Alligatoridae. The coding region runs from base 1 to 1023 and encodes 340 amino acids.